UAAUAAUGUACAUCUAUAAUAUAGACGUUACAUAGAAUAUCCACCAGAAGUUGCUUUUAGUUGAAUGCUGUCUGGGGGCGCUGUCAAAACCCUCCCCAUUCAAGAUUUUCUCCACGGUACCAACAGGGAGAACCGCGUGUGUUUGUCUGACCAGGUUCCAUUGAGUUGACGGCAACACAUCACAGGGGGCGAAUGAAGAGGGGCGUCGAAAAAAUAGAGAAUUCAAACUCAACAUACCAGUCUUUGGGUUUGAGUUCAUGGAUCUGUGACGAUUAGACUAGGAGUUGAUUAUUUCGCUGUUAUUUUUAAUGUUGUUAAAGGUGUAGGGUAACUGUCGGCGAAGAUUUGAAUCAGAAUGCUGCUGGUCUGAAACAAAGGGGUCGGGACUCCGGCGUGUUGCAGUGGUAAAAGCAGGUUGAAAGGGUGGACAGUGGCCACAACUCACCACUGACAAGAUGGAGCGGGAGGAGCAGUGGUGGACGUGCCAACUCGCUGCAGACAUCCACCAGUCUCUACGAAUAAAGGAGCUGAAGUUGCCUACCUACAAGGCCCACUCUCCUCAGAUCAGGAUGCGGCGUUACUUUGCUGACCUGCUGGCUGUCCUCAGUAACCGCUACCAGCUGUGCCCAGUGGCUCGCCACCUGGCCGUCUACUUCCUGGACUUGUUUAUGGACCACUACGACGUGGCAGUCCGCCAGCUCUACGUCAUCGCCCUCUCCUGUCUCCUCCUAGCCAGUAAGUUUGAGGAGAAGGAGGACUGUGUGCCAAAGCUGGAGCAGCUCAACUCUCUGGGCUUCAUGUGUAGUCUGAACCUGUCACUGACCAAGAAGGAUCUGGUCAAGAUGGAGCUGCUUCUCUUAGAGACGUUUGGCUGGAACCUGUGUAUGCCCACGCCUGCACACUUCAUAGACUACUACCUCCAUGCUGCUGUACAGGACGGAGACCUGCACAACGGCUGGCCUCUCUCCUCCCUCAACAAGACCAGAGCCUUCAUGGACAAAUACACACACUACUUCCUGGAAGUCUCACUGCAAGACCAUGCCUUCCUGGGCUUCCGGCCGUCCCAGGUGACGGCAGCUUGCAUCGCGGCGUCCCGCAUCUGUCUCCAGAUCACCCCCAGCUGGACCACCGUCCUCCGCCUGCUCACCGGAUACUCCUGGGACCACCUCACCCAGUGCAUAAAGCUGAUGCUGCUUGCCCAUGAUAACGAUGUGAAACAGGCCAACAAAUCCAAGUCCAACUCUUCAUCUGUCCAGAGCCCUCUCCAACCCCAGGCCCAUCCCUCACCCUCCACAGUCUCCUGCUCCACCCUGAUGCAACCCUCUUCUGGCUCCCAGCAGAUGCUCUUCCAGACAGGCGGCUACCAGCAGCACCUCACCCAGCACUCCACUUCCGUUUCCCAGAUGCACAUGCUAGGUGAGUCCCAGGCUCUGGGCCCUAUUGGGUCUCGGGACUACCUCCAGUCCCACCAGACAGGGCUCCUCUCAGGCUCGGUUUCUCAGGGAACCUUCCCCCCUUUCCCCAGCCUGACCUCAGGACUGGGCUCCUCCCUGCCCCUCCAGGGACCCAUCUCCAUGCAAGUGGUCCUUGCUGCAGAGCCCCGUCACUGUCUCGGCCUGUCCUAUGGGGGAGGCUACCUGGGCUCCCAUCACGCCUUCACAGCAGACUGCUUCGACAGGUGACGCCAGGAGAGGGAGGAUGAACUGAACCUGGGUCAGUCAGUGUCCUCCACCUGUCCUGCCUCCCUGUCCUCCUCCACCUGUCCUGACCUCAUCCAACAAGGACGAAGCAAACCAAAAGCAUUGACCUAACAAAGGUCCUAACUAUUUGAAGUGACACAAUAUUUGUGAUGAGGUGUUUACAUACAGUAUGUUCUGUUCCUUUCACACGACUGCUUGAUCUAUACUGAGAGACUGUGAGGCUGGUUUGACCACUGUGAUUCUGAUAUGAACAGUGGUUGUGUGGAGCCCCUGCUUCCACACCAUUUCUCUCAAUGUGGGACAUCUGUUUUUUUUUAUACUACUAUCUUUCAAUGCUGCUGACAAAACGAUGGCUUUAUGAUCAUGCAAGUGGUCUGUCCUUGGUAUUGUUUACAUCCGUGGUUCUCAAACCUCUCCUCAGGGACCGCCAGACAUUUCACUAUUUUGUUGUAGCUCUGAACUAGCUCCCCUGAUUUACCUAUUCAAGGGCUUGAGGAUUAGUUGACAAGUUGAAUCAGGUGUUAGCUCUAGAAUAAAUAAAAUGCCUGGAACGGCUGGGGGUCCCUGAGGAGAGGUUGGAGGACCACUGGUUUACAUGAACAAUACCAUAUAUCAGGGUGCUUGACGGAUUACUUGGGGGGGGGGGGUUGACACAGCUGUGUCAAUUAAUUCAUGUUUUAAUGUUUAACUUGUACUGGUUAAAGACGUGUGUGUUGUUGGAGAGAUGUCUCACUGAGAUUUCUGAUAUAUUCUUUGUCCUUGGCUGCUGUUUUAUUUAACCUUUUAUUUAAUUAGGCAAGUCAGUUAAGAGCAAAUUCUUAUUUACAAUGACGGCCUACCCCCGGACGAAGCUGCGCCAAUUGUGCGCCGCCCUAUGGGACGGCCGGAUGUGAUACAGCCUGGAUUCGAACCAGGGACUGUAGUGAUGCCUCUGGCACUGAAAUGCAGUGCCUUAGACCGCUGUACCACUCGGGAGAAGACUCAGUCUUGUUUUUCUGUUCUGGUGCCUCUGCAGGCAUGGAGCCAUGAUGUCCAGAGGAACAGACACAUCUGUCCUCUCAGCAAAUCAAACCACAGGGGAGGAAGUGAUACUUUACUAGCUAGUCUCCGGGGGGGUACCUGCCUGGUACCAUUUAAUAUGUGUGUCUUUGACUGAAACCCAUGCCAGUCACACAGCCCUCUCUGGAACGGCUUCUGCUGCUCUCAUUGUCACAAACACCUUGAGCAGUUAAUGAAGCCAUGAAAAUGUUGCUGCACGGGAUAUCUUGUAGCAUCCAUCAUCUAUGUUCUGUAUUACUGCUCUGUUGGAGAUAGAAACACGAGUAUCACGCUGCACAGGAUAUCUUGUAGCAUCCAUCAUCUAUGUUCUGUAUUACUGCUCUGUUGGAGAUAGAAACACGAGCAUCACGCUGCACAGGAUAUCUUGUAGCAUCUAUGUUCUGUAUUACUGCUCUGUUGGAGAUAGAAACACGAGCAUCACGCUGCACAGGAUAUCUUGUAGCAUCUAUGUUCUGUAUUACUGCUCUGUUGGAGAUAGAAACACGAGUAUCACGCUGCACAGGAUAUCUUGUAGCAUCCAUCAUCUAUGUUCUGUAUUACUGCUCUGUUGGAGAUAGAAACACGAGCAUCACGCUGCACAGGAUAUCUUGUAGCAUCUAUGUUCUGUAUUACUGCUCUGUUGGAGAUAGAAACACGAGCAUCACGCUGCACAGGAUAUCUUGUAGCAUCUAUGUUCUGUAUUACUGCUCUGUUGGAGAUAGAAACACGAGUAUCACGCUGCACAGGAUAUCUUGUAGCAUCCAUCAUCUAUGUUCUGUAUUACUGCUCUGUUGGAGAUAGAAACACGAGCAUCACGCUGCACAGGAUAUCUUGUAGCAUCUAUGUUCUGUAUUACUGCUCUGUUGGAGAUAGAAACACGAGCAUCACGCUGCACAGGAUAUCUUGUAGCAUCUAUGUUCUGUAUUACUGCUCUGUUGGAGAUAGAAACACGAGCAUCACGCUGCACAGGAUAUCUUGUAGCAUCUAUGUUCUGUAUUACUGCUCUGUUGGAGAUAGAAACACGAGUAUCACGCUGCACGGGAUAUCUUGUAGCAUCCAUCAUCUAUGUUCUGUAUUACUGCUCUGUUGGAGAUAGAAACACGAGUAUCACGCUGCACCCACGGUAACAUCUACAAAUCUGUGUGAAUGUGACCAAUAAACUUUGAUUAGCACAUACAACUACUGAUGUCCUACCUUGGUCACUCUCCAGGGUUGUCGUGUUAUUACAACAAACCUGCUGGAAAAUUCACCUUGCUGGGUCAGAUGGAUGGAGUUGCCACCAAACACCAGAUUCUAUAAAAUGAGUAAAAAUAUAGUUGACCAUAAGAUGUUUUGUGAUUAUUGGUUACCUUGGAUACGACCCAUUGAAUGUCAGUAGGAAUAUCUCCGACAAUUGAAGAACAGAAGUAAAAAAUAACAAAGUUUUACUUUUUUCUUUGAAGCUUACAUGGAAUAUUGCCGCGUUCACAUGCUAGUCGGAAUAAGGGAACUCUUGACAUUUCUGCACGUGUAUAACUACAACCAGUUAGCAAGUGGGAAAUGUCAGAGUUUCCCAAUCCCGACUAGCAUGUGAACGCGACGUUUGUAUGGUGAGUCAUGGCGCUGUCAUUUAGUGACGUCUAAGUCCAGGCAGGCCAGACAUGCUGUUACCAUUUAGCCAAGGACACGUGGGUCCAGUGUCCGUGUCCCAGGCUUGAUGGGGUGAGACGUUUUUGUUUUUAUAGAGUAUUAAAUAUUUUCCACUGAUCACAUCCUGACCACAAUGUCUGUCUGCUUCCACUACUGUUGACAAAUGGCACGAAGGACCCACAGGCCUCUAGUUUAGUGGGUCUCAGAUAACAAAACCAUUCUUCUGCGUACCUUAACUUUGUCCUACCUCAAUAUAUAGUGCAGCGCUUGUUUUAUCAUUAGACCAAAUGUUUGUACAUUUAUAUUUGAUGUACCGUACAUUUUUAUCUUGUUUUUUCAUAAAUUUUUUUACUGUGUUUUGUUAGAAUAGAUGAGUUCAAUGCACCAUCAAAGACCAAUGUACUGUAUCUUGUGUGAUCUGUAGCCUAACGGUUGGUCAUUUGAGAUAAGACUACUUUCAAUCACACCGCCAUCUAAUGUUUUAAAGGUUAUUUUAUUUGAUUUUUCGUUAAUGUUUAUUAGUACUUGUGUUUUUAACUGCUUGAAGACAGUGGAUUUCUUUACCUUUAAAUGAAAAGGUUGUACAUCGUAACCACCUCGUAGCCUCAACACUUGAAAUCCAAGUGGCCCGACUACAUCUACUUCGAUGGUACAAUGAUUACAGCAGGAGAAGCACAUCGGGGAAGGGAAUCAAAAAAGAGUGUUUACUCUGUCAAAUGAGGUGCAAAUAAAACCCCAAAAUAAAUCCAGUC
This is a messenger RNA of Oncorhynchus keta (chum salmon), 5119 nucleotides long. RefSeq names its product cyclin-J-like. Gene Ontology annotation, cellular component: cytoplasm; nucleus; cyclin-dependent protein kinase holoenzyme complex. Gene Ontology annotation, biological process: regulation of cyclin-dependent protein serine/threonine kinase activity; mitotic cell cycle phase transition. The record is from RefSeq and is a predicted model, not a curated record. The transcript has 6 exons. Gene Ontology annotation, molecular function: cyclin-dependent protein serine/threonine kinase regulator activity. Lineage: Eukaryota; Metazoa; Chordata; Actinopteri; Salmoniformes; Salmonidae. The coding region runs from base 456 to 1682 and encodes 408 amino acids.